AUGAUCUUAUCUCGCUGGCAUAGCCUAAGCGUGGCUGGUCGGGAUGUUUUUGGUGUUUUUGAAGCUGCUAUGCCCGAAGAUCGUGGCAUCCUCAGCUUUGCUUCUCUACAGCUUGCCCGCUACUCAACCUCAGUCUCCGAGAUCAUCGAAGUUCUAUUCGACAACACUGUUCACCCUUCAUUUGGACGGAUGAACAGUCACUCUCUCCGUCGCCUCUACUACGGCCAACUCAAACGUCUUAAGGACCUUGAGUCCUGGCAUGAAUCUACUGGUGACGAUGAAAUGAGCACAACGUACACUGAAUCUGUUUGCCCUCUACUAUUCUGGACCCUCACCCUUCUCUUGAAAAGGCAGCUCUAUACAUCUGUCCCUGCUGAGGUGCUAUACCCUGCGCAAGUCAUCCUCGAACUUCUCAUGCAGCACUCCGGCCCAGAUAAAUUUAUCACAUCACCAUUCCACCACCACGCCCUGGCCCUUGCUAUUAUGACUUUGUUGGAAUCCACAGACCUCCCCGAAUUGGCAGCAGAUGCAUGGAUAUCCCUAGACAAAGCACUCCAGAUCCUCAGCCAACGCGAUAAGCAUGCCUCAACAGUUGAAGAGUUUAGCAACAUAUUCUACACUCGAUCAUGGGGAGAAUGUUUCCGUGCAAUGAUUGAAGUCAAGGUCGCCGCUUUCCGGUCCACACAGCAGGGCUCUGGUGCCGUGGGAUCCAGCGAACAGCGCUCCCUGGAGCAUCUGGCAGAUUUGGCUGUUGGGGCUGGUGGUGCAGCAGCAGCAGCUGCUGCUGCCGCUGCUGCCGCCGCCGCUGGCACAAAUACAGAAAACCAGACUGCUCGUUCGGGAACUGCAGGUGCAGAGGAUGCUGCUAGCGGUAGCCAGACAAACACUAAUGCUGAUGCUGCUACAGGCCAAAAGGACAGACCAGAUAUACGUGUCUAUGUUGACUUUACACAGUUAACUAAGAGAGGAUAUCUUAAUGUGUUUGCUGGGCUAUAG
This is a messenger RNA of Trichophyton rubrum CBS 118892, 996 nucleotides long. RefSeq lists its product as uncharacterized. The record is from RefSeq and is a predicted model, not a curated record. The transcript has 2 exons. The coding region runs from base 1 to 996 and encodes 331 amino acids. NCBI's taxonomy places the organism in Eukaryota, Fungi, Ascomycota, Eurotiomycetes, Onygenales, Arthrodermataceae.